UUUAGAUACUAAUAAAGAAAGAGGUAUGCCACAUUGUAUACGUAUCCGUCUGCCUGGUGUGAUCAAUCCACGAGUUACUGUUGUUCCACAGCCUACCCAGAAUAUUUGCAAGCCGCGGAAACAAGUCAAUGAUCCGUGCUUGAGUAUCGGUAUGCGGCUCUAAAAGAAAUCGCCGACAUUAUUCAAGAUACAGCACUGUGGCACUGCUGCUAUCGCAAUCUUGGUCGAGGUCAAUAUGAACCGAAAACAAAGACGCGCCAAGGACACACUGGCGACGUUGAACGAGGGGUCCAUCAAGACGGCGGAUGAUAUUCGCUUGGAGAGACCCGACAUGGUCCGAACGAAACCCCCGAAUGGUAAGACGUUACUCGAGAUAGCGGCGGAGAGACAAGCGCAACUGAACCCUGGGCAGUCCUUUGACAAGGACGCCUUCAACUCGAACAAUGUGGUGCACGUCAAGGUUGGCGAGGAUGGGCAGAUUCUCGAAGAUCCUCAGUCUCCAUCCUCCGAGACGCAGGCCAUGGAGCGGAUGGUGGAGACGCCAUGGCUCGACACGUUCCUUCUGUCUAUGUCCCUUUCGGCCAUUCACUUUACGCUCGAGGCUUUGACUGCACAUCAAUACGCGCAGGAACUGGAGUUCCCGCCCAUCGUCCGCAAGACUUUGUUUGUGGCAUUACCUACGCUCACCAUUGUCAUUGCCUUGUUUCACGGGCUCCUGUUGCCCGUCUCGGCAACAAGAGUGCCAGAACCCGUGCGGCUGUGGACGCUUGCACUCCGCCAGUUGGCGUACGUGGCAACUGCCAAUGUGGCGGGAUGCUACCUGAUCUAUCUUACGAACGACGAAGGCUACUAUGCUGUGAUGAAGAACGCCCCCAGUAUUGGUACGAUCUGGGUUUGGGCAGUUUUGGAGCUGGGACUGCUCGGGGCAUUGGCUGGCGUUGUCGGACCGGGCAUUUACGCCUGGUGGAAUGGCUAUGGGAUCUUUUGAAGGCAAGACUUUGUCGUAUACUUCUCUUCUCCAGGUUCUCCACGUGUGGCAGCGACUGGCAUACUCCGUUCUAUGGCGGACAAGACCGCCAUGCGAGAUCCACGUCGGAAACGAUAGACGGAAAGAGCAAUGCCGAAUACAAGUGCAUUCGCUCCGAGGCAGACACGGCCGACCCAGAGAAUUCAUACAGUAGGGCACAUACCCUAUACCAGACUUCAGCCUGAUCAGGAGAGUUCGUGGGAUGAUGGUAAACAUCCGGCCCGAACCACGAACCACGAAUUCACGGCGCCGAACACAGGCAAGAAUAGAACUACGUUGUACAGCGGAAGCCAUUCUUGUUCCGGGAGCGCACCCGAUCAUGGCGCCAUAGUGGACAGUUUUUAGGCUGUCGCACCACAGCCUUGCUCAUCACAAGGCCAGCCAAUAGGCUCCCUCAAGCCGGUCGACAGCAAAAGUAGUAGGCCGAUGGGGCGUCUCUAAAGUUUUGCACUUAGAGCCUGUGGAGCAUGUCGGACAACCCCGAUGGGCUUUUUCAGGUGAAGAAAAUUUCCGAUUGGGAAGGUGCAGUGGCACAACAACGUUGAAUUUCGGCCAACUGGUGGUUUUCUGCUUCGGAAGUGGCAUGUUUUUCAAGAUCGAGUGGUCGAGAAGCAAGAAAUGUGGAUAUUAUCGAGUAAUGGCACGACGGCCACUAUAGCAAUGGGGUUGCGAAUAUCCAGCGGAUGGUAUCCUCCGUACCACGUGGGGAAAAAUUUGCACAGGGCGUGUUGCAUGUGGGAAGCAAAUACUAGCAGCAGUACAACAAUGAUGGCGGAAUUUCGAGUCGCAAUGUCACCUUGCCGACGACCCGGUGGACACUGACUUGUUGGUGGCUUUUGACAUGAAAUGAGGACAGUCAGGGUUACCACAAUCCACAACCGGAUGUUGGGAUCAGAAGCCGACGAACAACUGACUCUGACUCUUCGCUUGUACUGUACCAACUCAGAAAAGAAACUUGUGAUAUUACAAGACAUCAAAGGGCAUCAGAUCGACACCCGGCGGGCAAAAGGCAGGUCGUGAUAUGAAAACCUACCUUUAACACAGAAGAUCGGAGAAUUUUGUGGGGGUGCUAGAGGAAGUGGCAGUUCCGUAGAGGACAAUUAAUUGGGCGGAACUGGAACUUGGACGUCAAGCUCAUCGAUCGAGCCAGAGCCCAUUUGGAAAAACCUGUCAGCCAAAAGGCGUUCAGUUGGUCCAUGCAACCCUCGUACGAUGCCCAAUUUGGCUCCUGAGGCCCGGUCAGAUUGAGUCAGAACAAGUCAGCUGGCUCGCCAGGCUUUUCAUCUCGAUUGAUCUGACCAGCGGAUGCGUCUGACUGGCGGCCCGUGUCCCGCAUCAUUGCGGGAUCGGAGCCGUUGCAGAGACAGACUCGCCUUCAGCUGCUGUACUGGCCUCUCCUGAGAACCUGAACCUCCUGACAGACCGUAAGCAGCCACUGCAUGUCUCGCCCAGGCGCAGGAGCUGACAACGCAUCAGCAUGAAAUUCAUACUACCUAGGUAGGUAUGGACUUAGAUUGGUAGCAAUGGCCGAGUUGGUGAUAUUGACGGCAAAA
This is a messenger RNA of Exophiala dermatitidis NIH/UT8656, 2580 nucleotides long. RefSeq lists its product as uncharacterized. NCBI's taxonomy places the organism in Eukaryota, Fungi, Ascomycota, Eurotiomycetes, Chaetothyriales, Herpotrichiellaceae. The record is from RefSeq and is a predicted model, not a curated record. Bases 236 to 988 code for a protein of 250 amino acids. The transcript has a single exon.